Molecule: messenger RNA, 782 nt
Organism: Lycium ferocissimum
Lineage: Eukaryota; Viridiplantae; Streptophyta; Magnoliopsida; Solanales; Solanaceae
Product: norbelladine synthase-like
Exons: 2
Coding region: 117-590 (157 amino acids)
Biological process (GO): abscisic acid-activated signaling pathway; defense response
Cellular component (GO): nucleus; cytoplasm
Molecular function (GO): abscisic acid binding; signaling receptor activity; protein phosphatase inhibitor activity
Source: RefSeq, a predicted model, not a curated record
GAACUAAAACAAACAUAAAAACAAGUUCAUAACAUAUCCUUUCACGAAUCAUCGCUUACUAAAAAUUUCUGCGUAUAUUGCCUCUGUGCUCUGCCAAUAUCACCACCGUUAGGAGGAUGAAAGGAGCAAUUUCAGAUGAGAUAGAAGUGAAUGUGCCUGCAAAUGUAGCAUGGGAGCUCUAUGGCACAUUGCAUCUAUCUAGGCUUAUUGCGCAAGAGUUGCCUACUCUUAUUAACAAAGUUGAUGUAAUUGAAGGUGAUGGUAGUACUGGAACUGUAAUCAAAGUCACUUUUCAUGAAGGUACACCAGGACUACCUUAUUUCAAGGAGAGAUACAACAUAGUGGAUGAUGAGAAAAGAUACAAGCAAACUCAGGUGAUUGAAGGUGGAUAUGUUGAUCUUGGCUAUACUUUUUUUGGAGUUGGGUUUGAGGUGAAUGAGAAGGAUGAAAAUUCAUGCAUUACAAAAUUUACAGUGAGUUAUGAAGUGGAAGAUGUGAAGCUUGCACAUCAUGCAUUCACUUUGGUUGAGCCAUUGCAAACUGUCAUCAAAUCUGCCAAGACUUCUCUAACAAACAAGACACAUAAAUGAGUCAUGAAGUCAUAUCAUCUAAUUAAUUAAAACGACCAAAAUUUUUAUAUUUUUAUUUCUAUCAAAUUAAUCAGUUAGUUCAGCUAUCAAGAAUAAAGAAAGCUAGAUUUAUGUGAUGCAAAAAUAAUAUUAUCAUCUUCUUGUUAGUUUGUUGUCUUUUUCCAAGUUCUAAUAUAUCAUUCCAUGUGCUAA